Molecule: messenger RNA, 1774 nt
Organism: Exserohilum turcica Et28A
Lineage: Eukaryota; Fungi; Ascomycota; Dothideomycetes; Pleosporales; Pleosporaceae
Exons: 2
Coding region: 212-1774 (520 amino acids)
Biological process (GO): transmembrane transport
Molecular function (GO): transmembrane transporter activity
Source: RefSeq, a predicted model, not a curated record
CCCAUGGGCUGCAGUUCCACCAAUAGGUCCUAUGUCUGGGGUCUCCACUGGGCGUCUCCGCAAAAAUCUUUAUCCUCGGGGACUGGCAGCGAGGAAUGAAGAAUAAAUAGGUAUGAGGUUACCAGUGACCGGCCUGAGCGGGCGGCUGUCCAAGUCUAUCUCUUGCUCCCUUUACUUCUGUCUUUCCCACGCAUAAGCUGGAGACUACAAUAUGGCGAAUCCGAUAAGCGUGGCGAAGGAGAAGGACCUUGUCUCUGACGAAGCAAUGCGUAAUGACGAUCUUGAGCAUGCUGCUACUCAUGGCACGUAUCUCAACAAGGAGGAAGCAUCUCACCUUUCCGAGGAACAUCACCAAUAUCUGCUCGAGCGCCAUGGAACAAUCGAUCUUGAUCCCCUUCCCACUAUGGGCACCGCUGAUCCAUACAACUGGCCGCAAUGGAAGAAAAUCAUGAAUGUGCUUUUCGUCGCCUUCCACGCCAUGAUGUGUGCAUUCCCCGCCUCGGCCAUCAUCCCAGCAUACGAGGUGAUAUCCGAAGACCUCGGCGUGAGCAUCCAAAAAGCAUCCUACCUUACUUCUCUGCAAAUCGCAGUCUUGGGCGGCGGCCCGUUGUUCUGGCGACCCCUCUCCACGCGCUACGGCCGACGACCCAUCUUCAUUAUAUCCUUGAUCGGAAGUCUAGUCUUCACCAUUGGCUGUGCCAAAAGCCACACCUACACUACAAUGGCCAUCUGCCGCGCCUUCCAGGCCUUCUUCAUCUGCCCCCCAAACGCCAUCGGCAGCGCUGUGGUCGUCGAGACGUUUUUCCGCAAGGAGCGCGCAAGAUACAUGGGCAUGUGGACCGUCAUGAUCACGCUUGGGAUCCCUCUGGCGCCCCUCAUCUUCGGCUUUGUCACAUACAACCUCGGAUACCGGUGGAUCUACUGGAUCCUCGCCAUGAUCAACGGCGUCCAACUCAUCCUGUACACGCUCUUUGGCCCGGAAACGCGCUUCAUGCGGCACGACAACGCACAGCACGCACAGGCGGGCUUUGCCGCGUACAAGGAAAUGUACCUCAAGUUCCGCCGCAUCGACAAGACGCCCAUGACAGCCUACGAAUUCAUUUCUCCGCUCCGUCUUUUCAAGCACCCGUGCGUCAUGAUACCCGCAUGCGCCUACGCAAUGAUCUUCCUCUUCGCAUCGGUCCUCAUGACGGUCGAGAUCCCGCAGCUGUUUGUGGAGAAGUUCCAUCUGAAUGCCCAGCAGAUCGGUCUCCAGUUCCUGGGCAUCAUUGUCGGAACAGUGAUUGGAGAGCAAAUCGGCGGCCACUCGAGCGACCUCUGGAUGCGCUGGCGAGCAAAGAAAAUGCAUCCGCUGCGCCCCGCGCCAGAGUUCCGUCUGUGGCUCUCAUACGCAGGUAUCCUGCUGAGUAUCUGCGGCGUGGUCCUCUUCCUCGUGCGCAUAGAGCAAGCUCCCCCCGGCAGGUGGAACGUCACGCCCAUCAUCGGGGCGGGCAUAGGCGCAGCUGGAAACCAGAUUGUGACGACGGUACUAAUCACGUAUGCAGUGGACUGUUAUCCCGAGGAAGCUGGCAGUAUUGGUGUAUUCAUCACGUUUGUGCGCCAGAUCUGGGGCUUCUUGGGCCCGUUUUGGUUCCCGGCUAUGUUUGAGCAUGUGGGCAUUGCGAAGAGCGCGGGCGUGGCCACGGCACUUAUUGUCGGCGUGAGUCUGCUGCCUGUUCUUCUUACGCACUGGAAGGGCUACAGGUUGAGGGGCGCAAUGUCGGAGAGCAUGUGA